Messenger RNA from Paramecium tetraurelia, 6312 nucleotides. RefSeq lists its product as uncharacterized. The transcript is spliced from 4 exons. Gene Ontology annotation, biological process: regulatory ncRNA-mediated heterochromatin formation. Gene Ontology annotation, cellular component: nuclear RNA-directed RNA polymerase complex. Lineage: Eukaryota; Ciliophora; Oligohymenophorea; Peniculida; Parameciidae. The record is from RefSeq and is a predicted model, not a curated record. Gene Ontology annotation, molecular function: helicase activity.
AUGUAAUUAUUUCUCAUAUCCAUAGAAUAGGCAUACACUAAAUUCAUAAAUAAAAAUAAUUGGGAAGAGGCUCUUGCAUCCGAUUAUGAUUAGGCUGAAAAAUUGGAAGCCUUUUUUCUGAGAUAUCAUAGAGGACCCUAAGAAUUGAAAAUGGCUAUAGAUAAUGUAACUCUCAAAUAUUUUCCCACUCUAUUAUAAUGUUGCCUUGAAAGUUUGGUAUUCUUAUCAAAACCGAACAAAAAAAAAUAUAGUGGUUAUAUAGAUCAAAUUUUGGGGUCAACUCACUUUUAUAAUUUAUUCUCUAAAGAGCUUCAAAUUAUGAACGCAAAGCUUGGUUGGGGGGAUGAUGAUGUAACAAGAUACCAAAAGUUUAUUAAUUAUUUCUUAAAGGUUGUCCACAAUUCAUUAGAAUUAUAAUUGUAAUAGCUCCCAAAAUAUGUAAAUCUCUUAAGAGAAACAGUUUCUAACUUAGAGAAAAGAAACUCAAAAUUCACUCAAGUGCUCAGGGAUAUUAAAGAUUUAUAUGAUAAACUAACAAAUCCUCAACCAUCAUCUAUUUAUUAACCAAAGCCCUAAAAUGUUGUCAAUUAAGGAACGAAUUAACAAUAAACCCAGGAACCUUAGUAUCGACCUAGAAACUUUUAGGUGGAAUUUCUAAAAGAUAACCGCCAAAACAAUGUAAAUUUACCUCAAAGCCAGAGUUAUUAAAAUAAUCUACCUUAAAUAUAAUAAUAACAAUUUGUUUAAAUCCAACCGACAUCAAAUAAUACAUAAUCAAAUAUAUAUUAACCAAGACUAAAUUAAGCCAACAAUAUUUAAACCUAUUAAUAAAAUAAUAUCUAAAACUCUAAGAUUGAUAAUAAUAAUUUGUAAGGAUUUCAAACCUUACAAUUUGAUUCAUAAUCUUAAAUACCGUAGAAUCAUCGUCCGCCUUUAUAAACAAACACAUAAUAACAAUAUCAACAUAAUCAAUAAACACCUCAAUAAUCAUAAAUAUAGCAAAAUUCAUUUGUUCCUUACUAAUCAUUUCAAAACUAAUAAAUAUAAUAAAAUCAAUAUCCGCCACCAUAAUAAUAAAUUCAGCAGAAUCAAACUACGUCUCAAUAAUUAGAUUCAUACUAUUAAAAAUAGCAAAAUCAACCCGAGUACUAUUAACCAAAAUAAUAGAAGUAACAAGAAGAGCAAUGGGUAGAAAAGCCUCAAGUUUAACAGUUCAGAAGAAGCGAUAUCCCAAGAUAAUAAGAUAACUAAAACAAAUAUUAGUAAUAAUAUAGAGAAGAUAAUGGUUCACAGUACGAAGUUAAAAAAAAUAGUGGUCCACAAUAUGAAGUUAAAUAAUAUGAUGUUCCACAGUAUGAAGUUAAAAAGUCUAAUGCACCGGAAUACGAAGCUAAAUAAUAUAAUACACAGUAUGAAGCUAAAUAAAAUAAUGAUCCGCAGUAUGAAGCUAAAUAAUAUAAUGCACAAUAAUAUAAUACACAACAGUAUGAUGAGAAACAAUAUAAUUCAUCAUAGUGUGAAGUUAAAUAAUCCAAUGCAUCUCUAUAUGAAGCCAAACAAUAUAAUGAACAAAAAUAUGAAGGCAAACAAUAUAAUACACGACAGUAUAAUGAUAAAUAAGAUAAUGCACCGGAGUAUGAAGUUAAAAAGCCUACAAAAUUUUCAAGAAAUUAUGAAAAUUCACAAUAGGAAUAUAGAAGUAGUAAUUAAGGAUAUCAAAAUAAACCUAUUAAUAUUGAAAAUUAUAAACCUAAUAUCGAAUAUUAUAACCAGAUGAAGAAUUUUUAUUAAUAGAAUUAAUCUAGUUAUGAAUAAAACAGACAAAAAUAAACAGAAUAAGCUUAUGUAAGUUACAAGGAUUGCUCUAUAGAACCUAUGGUUAAAGAAUUUGAAACUGUUCCUAAUAAAGAUUUUGUAUAUGGUGGGUGUAUUUUUGAGAUUCCAAUUGGAUAGCCAUUCAAAAGUAGAGAGUUGUUUUUGAAUAAUCACUUUUUUAUUCUAAGAGAGGAUUACUUAAAGAGUUUUAGAAAUGUAGUUGCUAGAUUAAAAUAAAAUCAUUUUGAGGAAUUAAGUUACGAGGUAUUGUAAAAUGCAUUUUUAUAUUACAAUGUUCUUAUUGAAAAUAUUACUGUCACUAAUAGAGGACUUCAAUUUGCUGUUACCAUGAAUGCAUAUGACGCAAGGAAUAAUAGUAUAAAUUGGGUAAAAACAACAAGACUUAUGCCAGGUUCCUUACUCUUAUUAUCAACCAUAAAACUUGAAUUUAUGUUAUUCGGAACUGUAGUAGAAAAGCCCAAGGCAGAUAGAAAUGGUAGAGUUGCUAUUCUUCUUAUAUUGAUUGGUCUUUCCAUUAAAGAAUAAUUAAAAUUUGUGAAUAGUUUAUUAAGUCAAGAACAAAAUUUGGUAGCUAUAGAGAACAAAACAUAUUUUGAAACAUAUACCCACUUUUUGAGUUGUUUGUAAAUGAUUGAGCCAAGUAGAUUUCCCUUCGCUGAACAAAUAGUGUUUGGUUCAAAAGUUAUGCCUAGGCCAGGAUAUUUAGAUAAUCAGCAAGUGAGAAAUGAAGGUAUUGUUUAUGAUAUUGAUCUCAAAUUUGACUUGCAUCAAUAAAAGCGAAUUGGAUAAAAGGAAAGAAUAAAUAUAAUGAGAGAAUGGCCUAAUGUUAAUACUGAGAGUUUGGAUGAAUCUUAAUUGUAAGCUAUAAAGUCAAUAUUGAAAAAUGGUAUCUCAUUGAUUUAGGGGCCUCCAGGUACAGGGAAAACAUUCUGUGGAGCCUUGGGUGUCAGAAUAUUAUUAGAGAAUCAGUAUAAGUGGAAUUAAAACUAUCAGUAUCAAAAUAAACCAAUUUUGAUUGUGUGUUAAACAAAUCAUGCUUUAGAUUAGUUCUUGUCACACAUGCUAACUUUUUGCAGAAUGGAGGAUAUUGUUAGAAUAGGAGGUCGAUGUAAGGUGAAGGAAUUUGAACCAAUGCUUUUGACAAGUAACUAGCAAUUAAGAAAAAUUCAUUUUAAUUGGCCUGAUUUUUUAGAUUUAAGAGAGGAUUUGGAUAUAAAGCUGAGAAAUUUAUUAAAUUUGACAGAUAAUGUGAAUUAUAAAGAUGUUGAAUAAUAUAUGCCUGAAUUGCUUGAGAGAGUAAUUUUCCAAUACUUAGAAAUUGAGGAUCUUAAUUUCCAUAACCCUCUAUCAUCAGUUUCUCGAAAAUAAAUUAUGCAUAUGUGGUUGGAUAAUUUUAAACCUCAAAUAGAAUAGGCUAAUAAAAUUAUUGAUAUUGAAGAGGCAAAUUCCAAUUACUUAUUAUAAAGGUAAGUUAAUAGAAAAAAAUUUAAGCCAAUUCUUGUUUACAAAUUUAGCGAUUUGGAUCACCAAUUUCGAUUAACUGAUGAGGCUUAAUAAUAAUUAGAUGAUGAUUUAGAUGAAGAGUUUUUAGAUGAAAAUUAAAAUAUUGAUUCUGAUGAAGAGGAAAAUAGAAAGAUCUUCACUACUUCAGAAAAAUCAGGGAAGGAGGAAUUUGUAAGAAAACUUAUUGAAGAUUCAAGAACAAUGAAGAGAUUGUUAAAUCGAUUAGGCUAGGAGAAUGAAGUUAGCUUUAAUGUUAUUUUGAAUGAAAUCAAUCAAAAAUAGAAUUAUUAAAUAUGGGAAAUGCCAUAAGCCAAAAGGAAUGUGAUCACAAGAUACAUAUUUAGUCAGAAAUUUUAGCAUUUAUUCCAACUUUUGUAAAGAGAAGUUGACUAAUAUGAAAUUUAUGUAAAAUAACUAAAAUAAGCGUAUAUUGACAGGGAUAUGAAAUACAUACAAACUAAGAGAAUAGUGGGAGCAACUUUGUCAGGAUGUGCAAAAUAUGCAGAAAAAUUAUCAAAUUUAAAGUUUAAUAUUCUGGUUGUUGAAGAGGCAGGAGAAGUAUUGGAAUCUAAUUUAAUCGCUGUAUUGUCAUAACAAAUAAAUCAUUUAAUUUUAAUUGGUGAUCAUUAGUAAUUGAAGCCACACCUGGAAUGCUAUGAUUUGGAAGUGAAAUUUAGAGCAAAUAUUUCAUUAUUUGAAAGACUAAUAAAAAAUGGAUUAGAAUAUGCCACCUUAAGAUAUUAGAGGAGAAUGAAAUCUAAAUUUGCUGACUUUAUUCGUUUAAUCUACAAAGAUUAUAAGGAUCACAGCUCAAUAGAAGAAUAAAACAAAAUACAUUUGGAAGGAUUUAACUCUGAUUUGCUCUUUUUUGAUCAUAGAAAAAGUGAAGAUAAAAAAUUAUACUCAAGUUCUAAAUAAAAUUAAUUUGAAGCUAGGAUGAUUGUAAAAAUGGUUGAUUAUUUAUUGAAAAAUGGUCAUACAAAUUAAUAAAUAACUAUCCUAACAACUUAUGUGAGAUAGGCACUAUAUAUACAAAAAGAAUGUGGAAAUAGAAAUAUUAAAGUUUAGGCAAUCGACAAUUAUUAAGGAGAAGAAAAUGAUAUAAUAUUGUUAUCAUUGGUUAGAUCAAAUGAUGAAUACAAAUUGGGUUUUGUUGCAAUAGAUAAUCGUGUCUGUGUAGCAUUAUCUCGAGCAAGAUUGGGAUUGUAUGUAUUUGGCGAUUUCGAUUUUAUUAAAGUAACCCCAGAUGUUACAGGCUUGUGGUUAAAAAUAAUAGACUUAGCAGAGCAAAAAGGAGUAAUUAAGAAUCACAUUGAGUUGAAAUGUUCGUCCCAUAAUUAAAUAACAAAAAUAUAUGAUGUAAAAGAUUGGGAUCAAGUGAAAGGAGGUGGCUGUUAAAAUACAUGUGGGGCUGAAUUCCCUUGUGGCCAUAUUUGUCAAUUAAGAUGCCACAAAUCUAACCAUCUUCAAAAUGAUUGCCCAGAAAACUGUGAAAAGAUAUUAACAUGUGGUCAUUAAUGUUAUGGAAGGUGUAAGUAGUAUCCUUGCCCUCCUUGCAGGACAAUGGUUUAAAAAUAGAUUUAAGAAUGUGGUCACACUACCUCAAUAUAAUGUUCUGACCAACAUAAAAAGACUAAAUGCCGAGAAAGGUGUGAAAAGAUUUUAAAUUGCGGCCAUUAAUGUGCUCUUUAAUGCAUCGAUGAUUGCAAAAUGAACAAAUGUUUAAUAUAAAUUUAAUACACUUUGCCAUUAUGCAAACAUGUAAUGUCUAUUGGAUGUGAUGAUCAAAAUUACCUAAAUAAGUUGAUAUGUCAAUAGCCCUGCCAAAGCUAAUCGAUAUGUGGACAUUAAUGUUGUGGAAGUUGUGGGGUAUGUUUUGAAAAAUUCCAUUACCCAUGUUAAAAUGUUUGUGAAAAGAUAUUAUUAUGUGGUCAUAAAUGCAAACAACUGUGUUCUGUUGAGUGUUAUAAGUGUGAAGAUAAAUGUGAGAUAGAAUGUAAUUGUAACACUUAAUGUAAAAAGAAAUGCAAUGAAAAGUGUAAUCCAUGCCAAAAUAAUUGCAAGUUGAGUUGCCAACACACCAAUUGCACAAAAAAAUGCUAUGAAAUAUGUGAUAGGAAGCCUUGCAAUUAAAAAUGUGAUAAGAAGCUAAAAUGUGGUUGUGAUUGUAUGGGAUUUUGUGGAGAGGUUUGCCCUGAGAUUUGUUAGAUCUAAGAUCAUAAAAACUAAUUUGCUGAUAAGGACACAAUUUAUUAUUAAUUGGAGUGUAAAUGCAAUUUUAUAAGUGAGGCGGAAUUCCUAGACUAAUAUUUUGAUAGUUAACAAUCAAAUUUUAUUCACUGUCCAAAAUGCAAUUAGAUUAUUUGGAGAAGUAGAAGAUAUUAAAGUCAGGUCAAAAACUCAUUAAUUUAGUUUAAUAUUGAAAAAGAGAAGGCAUUACUUAAAUAAUAAAUUACUAAUGAUAAAAUCAAAUCAGCCAUUAAACUGACUGAAGAAAAACUAGAGUUAAUAUAAAAAAACAAAAUAAAGGAUAAUGAUAGCUUUUUGGAUAAAAUCUUACAGGGUUUAAAAUAUGAAAUGCAAUAAUAUAAUGCAUGGAAACCUCAAAAGAUGUCAUAUCACUAUUUCAAGUGUGUCAAAAGACAAUUAAAAUAUUAUGAAACCACUCUGGAAUUAAUUGGAUGUUUAAAUGAUAAUCAACUAUUCAAUAUCCAUAAAAACAAUUUGAUUCACCAAUAUUUACUGAAUGAAGAUUUUAGAAGUUCCUAUUCAAAAAGCUUUUGGUGGAAAGUCGCAUAUAAAAUGGAGAACCUGUUAUUAUAUUAAAAAAUCAUUGCUCAAUAUUAAAAGACUAAAGACAUAGAAUUCCAAAAUAUUUCUUAUGCAAUUGAAGAUUCAAAUUUCUAUUUAGAUGAUGGAAAAAAACAAUCAUUUGAGAAGAUCUUAAAUGAAUCAAUCGCUGGUUAAUAAUGA